Messenger RNA from Acanthoscelides obtectus, 1083 nucleotides. Lineage: Eukaryota; Metazoa; Arthropoda; Insecta; Coleoptera; Chrysomelidae. The record is from the annotation of a GenBank genome assembly.
AUGUCUCCGAUAUUAUCAAAAAAGGCGAAAGUUGCUUUGGCUGUAGGUACAAUCAUAUUAUUAGAAUCAGAAAAAAAGAAAAAACGUGUUUGGGUGAAAGAAUGGCUGCAAAAGAGAGAACAAUUUACUCAUUUGCGAUUAUUGAAAUGUAUCCAAUCAUGUGAACCACUUGAUGUUAUAAAUUACCUCAGAAUGGACUAUGACGCAUUCCAAGAAUUAUUAAUGCUAGUAAAACCUCUGAUAGAAAAGAAAAACACUUUAUUCAGAGAAGCAUUUCCAUCAAAAGAAGAGGAAUGGCUCAAAGUAGCAGAAGGAUUUAACAAUAUGUGGCAAUUUGAAAAUUGCUUAGGAGCCGUAGACGGCAAACACGUAACUAUCAAACAGCCCCCAGGAAGUGGUUCAUACUAUUAUAACUAUAAAGGAUUUUUCAGUGUUGUGUUGUUUGCUAUCGUAAAUGCUAAUUAUGAAUUUACUUAUGUAAGUUGUGGAACUAAUGGAAGAAUAUCAGACGGGGGGGUAAUUAAGAAAACAGAUUUUUACAAUUUACUGAUAACAGAUUCUUUAAAAUUACCCCAACCAGUCAAUAUGCGAGGAAUUCAAAAUAAAUUACCCUUUGUGUUUAUUGGGGACGAAGCCUUUAGUCUAAUGACAAAUUUCAUGACGCCAUACAGACAAACCAACAGUAUUGGUUAUGAAGAAAAAUGUUUCAACUAUCGACUUUGCCGUGCCAAGCGCGUAGUAGAAAAGGCAUUCGGGAUCAUGGCAAAUAGAUUCAGGAUUUUCCUAACGCCACUAGCUACUAAAGUGGAUACAGUUGAUGAUAUCGUUAUGGCAUGCUGUGUUUUACACAACUUUUUACGCCGCAAAAGCACUUCUUACACACAACCUAGUAACAUCGAUACUGAAGACAUUAUCUCAGGGACUGUAUUGAUAGGUGAUAUGCACAUGAAUGGAGAACUAAUAUCAUUAGAUGUGUCCAGGCAAGGAUCUCCGACUAUUGACGCAAAUAUGAUACGAAAUGGAUAUAAAGAAUAUUAUAAUAAUGCAGGUGAAGUUGACUUUCAACACAAAUUUGUAUAUUAA